This is a messenger RNA of Struthio camelus australis, 6314 nucleotides long. Lineage: Eukaryota; Metazoa; Chordata; Aves; Struthioniformes; Struthionidae. The record is from RefSeq and is a predicted model, not a curated record.
GACCCAGGGAAACGGGGCCGGCCGGCCGCGUCGCUCCGGAUCCUUGGCGUUCGACGCGUCUUCAGCACGGAGCUGACGAGGUGAAAGACGGAAAGAGAAGGAGCCUUUGGAAGCUGGAACUGUGGCUGCCUUCUUAACAAUUUUCAUAAGCAAAGGUGCAAUGUGCCUUCUGCUCGGGACCCAGUGGUAAAGCUUUUCUAGGAAAAAACAAACCAACAAGCAAGCAAGCUGAAAGCCUCCGGAGACCACAUAAGUCCCUAGAGCAGGAUUUCGAGAUUUUUUUCAUCCCCUGAUAGCAGCAAGGUGUGGGACCCAGGACAUUAUUUGAAAACGUGACAGCGACUGAAAUCAAACCUGAAUUGGCCCAGUUGUUUCUGUUGUCGGGGGAAACUUGUCAGCAUGAAACAGCAGGGAGAGGUUCUUUUUUUGGAAAGUCUUGUCCUGUUUCUGCAGCUUUCCAGUUGCUCUGUUUGACCGCCACAUCUUUGAGCGGUGCCUGUGGAUGCAGAGAGCACCUGGUAAUGGAGAGCUGCUGCUUCUGCAGCAUGCAGAGUCGCUUCUUAGGAGACAUGCAGGUUUUUCUUCAAAACGAACAGCGAUCUGCAGCAUGCAUUCAAGACAGUAGCUCCAAUAACCUUUGUUAGUACCACAAUAUCUCUUUAAAUGUGCUUGCCAUUACCAAUAAUCUGGUUACUGUAAUUGCGAAAGCCAUUAAGGCUCUAUGGAGUAUGAAAGGAAAAAAAUCUAUGCAAUUAUCAGCUCCCAAAUUGAGUUAAAAUCUUAUAAUAAAUUACAGCGAAGGCUACUUUCUACCAUGAUUAUCAGAGCUGCAUUUAAUUCUCUGCAGCUCCAAGCUAUAUGUGCUUCAGGGGAGAAACUCAAUUAAAAAAAGACCUCUUUCAUUUUAAUUGCUAGACUAAUGAAAUUGCCCUCACCUGUAGCAUCCCCAUGUGCAUGUCUAGAUCUUCUGAUUUGUGCCCAGGUUCUGUUCUCUGCUUGUGUCAUCCAUGUGUACUUACACUUUUGAAUGAAUACAUAUGGAUGAUAUAGACAUAAGUGGAGAACAUGUGCACACAUGUGCACAUGCAUCCCACCCACGAUGGUGAAUAAGGAAAUUGGUGCAAAUCACACUUUUCUUUCUUGGAAAAAAACAGUUACAAUAGUCCUGCGAAAUAGUUACACUAAGGCAGCUACAUCGGGCAAAGGGCAGGUUACAGGCGGCGAUGUGGACCAGAGGUGCUUUCAGCUCCCAAUGCGGCAGGGCCCUGAGGCUGGCUGGAUCUGAUUUCCUAUCUUAUAAGGGCAAUUUUUGGCUCAUAAAGUCGAGCCCCUGAAGUUACUAGAGGGAACGACCUUGUGUCAUACAUCAGGGUGUAUCCUCUUGCAGCCCUGGCCCUGCUAGGCAAUAAGAACAAGGAAAUAAAGGCGAGGGCGAAUGCUUCCUGCGCUGGAGCCACCGUGGUACUUUAUGCUGGGUGUGGCCCCAUAAUACAGUCCUGCUAUUGCUAGUAACAGGCCAUAAGCUUUGUACUGAAUUUGCAAGGCCUCAGGACUGAGGCUUGUCAGACCUGCUCUGUCCUGACCUGCCUGCAGCUUAGUUUUACUUGGCUUAGCUGUGCCAGCAAUCUCUCUGCCUGACCGGGUGUCCGUGGCUAAUUUGUUUUACUUUUGUACAACCACCGUUUGAUACCGAUAGCAGUGGCAAGCAGUUAUCCUGUGUAGAAUGAGGUAUUUAUGAGUAAUGCAAUGAUUUAGGGUAGAGAAGUACAAGCCUGGUACAGGAGCAGAGGCAUGGAGAAGUGGAGACACAAGACGUGGCGUAGAGGAGCACAGGCACAGGGUGAUCAGAGGCUGGGCACCGGCUGGCACUGGAGACCCCACGGCUAUAGACACCUCAUUAGUGGUCAGUUAAAGAAAUGCAGACCUGGAGCUGGACAAAACUGUUUGAAGGGGUAACAAAGAGAACAAAGAAGUAAUAUCUAACAAAUGUUACAGCCUCCAUAAAUAGUAAAUUUUGAUGUAACCUGGAGCUGUAGACCAAUGAAGAAAAAGCAAGGCGUAGAAGCGUGUUAGCAAACACACAAAAAUGACCCCAAGUAGCUCCCGGAGAAAGGAAGAAGAAACCAUCAAUGUGAACAUCAUUCCUCCCAGUGAAGGACUCCAGAUGCCAACAUCUUACCAUAACAACCCCAACACCAGAGUGAAACCACCGACCUCAGGACCCAGAGGAGCACCGUAAGGCUGAAAGUCCAAUUUUCGAAAGAGGUGGAGCUGGCUGUUUAAUUUUCUUCACAUAUGGACUCAUCUAAGGAGUCAUCUCUGCCUGAUCUUCUAGACACCCAAAAGUCACUGUUGGCCAGAAAUUUCCCAACGCGCCUCUGAACGAAGAGGAGAAACAGCCCCAGACCAAGUGGACUUGCCUGCCUCUCACCUGCCGAGUGCUUUAAUCAGGAGGCCUGAUCCUGCCCCCUGCUUGGCUAGCGUCUCUGGCACUGUGGUUCCUGGGUGCCAGCACUGAAGAUAUGCCCAUACAGCUAAAUAAGAGCCCAGAAGCAAACUCCAGCCCUGUGCUACCGCUCUCCUGUGCAGCUUAACUGCUUGCUCGCCCUGUUGGGGAAGGGGUAGCUCCAGCUACACCAAGCCAAGGCAUGGGUGUGAAUUGGGGGAAAAUUCACUCCAUGGGCUGUUCCUGCUAGGCAGGAAGGAUGAGACUUUCCUCCCCUCCAAAAAGGCGUAUGAUAAUUGGUGUUUCUGAGCCGCAGGAGCAUUGCAGGGGACCUAGAGGACACCAAAAGCCAAAUAUGGAUCACCUGCUAUAGACAGCAGGAGCCCUGAGUAGAGCGAACAUUAGCCAGACCUGCCUAAAUUUAGUUAUCACAACGUUUGAUGGAUAAAACCAGCUGUAGGCAGGCCCCCUUUGCAGAAUGAAGGGAAGCAGGCACGUGCGGAGGUAUCUCUCCCUUUCCUCCUGGCUCAGCAACGCACCUCAAAUGGGAACUAGAUUCAUCAAAUGUGAGAGGGAACGAGCAACGCCUAUGUCUGCUGGAAACAGAAAAGCUGCUUUCAGCUUCUGGUCAAACAGGACCCCAGGAGACACAGCGAGGCCUUGGCAGCCGCUGUCCCUUGUCCCACGCGUCGCCCACAAAUGCUCCUGGCUGGAGUGCUUGGACACAUACUCCACAUACUCCAUACUGGGAGUAUGGGGGCGGGGGGGUGAGCGGUAAAAUCAGCCCACCUGGAGGAGUUGGGAAAUAAAAUCACCAUCCACGAGGUCUCGCACUGGGUUUCGUCACACUGUUUUUCUGAAUUGGGAAAAUGCCAGCGGCGCGAAAAAAAAAAAAAAGAAGCCAUUUAAAGUUUGCACGAGCUGCAGGGUGGGUUGCUGCCACCAGAGCAGCUCUGGGCACAGCUGUCACAGCUGGAUUCUUUCAGUGUUUCCUGCACUGCUUUGUAAUGAAGAGAUGCAAGGAAUAGAGAAAAAGUGCUUACUAAAGUGACUGCUGUUUUCUUGUGCCAAGAAGCCAAAAGGCAGCAACUCGAAGAAUCUUUCCCUUUAAUGCAGGCAGAAAGCACGUUACUUAAAAACAAGAGCAGAAGAGAAGAAACUCAGCUGACGCCCGGUGCAGGCAGGGGAGGAGGCUUCUCUGUUUGCAGCCGUGACUCGGUCAGGCUUAAGCAAUAUCCAAGGAAGGCAAGGAAAGGACAACAGGAGUAUUACCCCGCAGUACCUAACUGCUCCUUCCCUACAGCAUAAAUAAAGCUGUGACAGCCACAGCCUCCUCUCACGUUUCCUGCGAGCGCACUGGAGCCGGCCGCAUCCCCCAGCGCCUCUGUGUCCGGGACUGUCACCUCCCACCACCUCUGCUCCAGCCUCCUCUGCCACCACUCCUGGCUCUGUCCCUCACUUCUGUUUUGAUUCGGCUGACUUCGGGAAAUUCCCGAAAGCACCUGGGACGGUGGUGCAAGAGCAGGUGGUGGCAUUUGCUUCCGGCGGGGGGGGGGGGACAAGUGCCGACCCCCACGAAGGAGGUUCAUGAAAAAGAAAAUGGACUCCAAAAUGGACUCUAAAAUCUCGACUUUCAGUUCCUCUGGGCUCUCAGGGGGAUGGUAGGAGGAGGUGAGGAACCUGCAACUUCCAAGUAACGUUGCUUCUCCUGAUUUCCUGGAAAAAACCCACAGAUUUCUACGCCUGUCGAAAGGCUGUGCCGGGAGAGGGAGGGUCACAGACCCACGGGAAAAAUCCACCAGAGAAAGCCCAGUGGGGCAGAGUAGCGAGAAAUGUGUUUCCAGCUCUACUUUGCAUCCCCCUCCCUUGGAAAUGACGCUGGAUGUGCGUCCUCCUCCACGUGGACGAGGAGGACCAGGAUGGAUAUGAUUCUGCAGCAAAGCCAGGAAAUGAAAAACAACACCAGGGCGGUCACAUUGACCUCAUGCUUCCUGCCCAUAUUCUUACAUAAGUAAAAGAGGCUCCUAAAAGCCUGAUUCAGUCAUUCGACAUCCUAUCGUUCAUCUGACAAAAUGAGAACAGGCAACAGUGGAGAAGAAGCUGUCCUGCACAAAACUGCGUGGGACAAUUAUUUAAGCCAGCUCAGCCGUGGGGACGCAGCAGGCAGCCACUUGUCAAAUGUGACUUCAAACGUGGCAACAACACCCAUUGCAACCUUGCUGAAUACCAGAGGUGAUCCUGCCAAUUCGAGUGACUACUCUUACGAGUACUUGGAUGAGGCAGAUUACAAGCUGUAUGGCCUCUGCACGAAGGAAGCAGUACUCUCAUUUAGCAGAGUAUUCUUACCAGCAUUUUAUAGUGUGGUUUUCCUGGUUGGUUUGACUGGGAAUGUUCUCCUGUUUAUCGUUCUGAUUAUGUACAUCAGGAAGGAAAAGAAGAUGACUGAGGUGUAUCUGCUGAACUUGGUGGUUUCAGACUUUCUUCUCCUAAUAACCCUUCCUUUCUGGGCCCUGUACAUUUCUCAGUGGGUGACCUGGGACCUGUUCUGCCCACUCUUAAAUGCCAUGUACGCUGUGAAUUUCUACAGUGGUGUCUUCUUUGUGAGCUGCAUGAGCCUGGACAUGUAUCUGCAGAUAGUCCAUGCUUGCUCUCCUCGCAACUCAGUGACGUGGAGGAAGUCCUUCUUUAUCUUGUCAGUGGUUUGGAUCCUUUCCAUACUUCUCUCUAUACCUGAUGGCAUCUUCACAAACAUCAAGCAAAUCCACAACAAAACUGUCAUGUGCACUCAUGAUUACGGUCAGAAACACUUAUUUUGGAAAGUUGUUUUUCAGGUCAUUCAAAACAUCCUGGGCUUCCUUGUUCCAUUCCUCUUCAUGGUGUUCUGCUAUUCCCGCAUAGCGUGUGUCCUCACCACUUCUCCCAUCCCUGGAUCAAGGAGAGCACUCUGCUUAGUCUUUGCUCUGGUGGGUGUUUUCUUUCUUCUGUGGUCCCCUUACAAUGUUGUCCUCAUCCUUCACUCCCUGCAGGAUGUUGGUGUGAUCAGGAACUGUGAAAGCAGUAGGCAAUUGGACUAUGCCAUGCAGAUCACAGAGAGUUUGUCCUUUGUUCAUUGCUGUCUCAACCCCUUGCUCUAUGCUUUUGUGAAGAAACGAUUUCGGUUGUAUUUAUGCAAGAUCCCUAGGGCCAUUAUGAAAAGAAGUGGUUUCCUUGACAUGCAGCUUUCAGAAACAAGUCAGUCUUAUGCUGACAGAUAUGCUGCUCAGAUAGAAAUGUUCACUAUCACAAAUGCAUGAUACGGGUUUGCAUUACGCUGAAAGAAAUGCAUGAACAUGUAUGUCCUCUAUAUGAUGUAUUCUACUCGUCCUGGCCAUGUCGUGGAGUUGGUGUGAGCUCACAGCACUGGGUAACCAGAAAUCUCAUCUUAGAGCUAGCAUCAAGAUGAGCAUUGUCCUGCAUUUAUGGUCAUGGAAGAAGCCCAUUUUCUGUUGGGGGUAUGUAAAAGGUGAGGCAUUAGUGAAUGAAGGAGUAUUUUAUGUAGAUCAUGUGCACUGGAACCUUGUGCAGAGCCUCUUACUAGUAGAUCUCAAAGUAACUGAUCAAGGAGAGCAAUUUCAUGAUCCUCGCUGCACAGCCAGGGGAAGGAUUUCCUGGUGGCCAUCCAACAGGCCGGACAUAGGUGGCCAGAAGCCCAGUCUAGGGGGUUUUCCUCUGGCUUUUGACAUCUGCCGGGUAGAUGUGUUCAACCGAGCUGAUCCCUUUGUCUACCAAUAGACACCUUGGGAGGAAUUAGGCACUUUUAAGCUCUGAGUCAUCUGACCAAUUAUGGGUUUCUCCAUUAGGAUGAGCUGUGCCACGCUCAAAUCUAUUC